Choloepus didactylus (southern two-toed sloth) is the source of this 942-nucleotide messenger RNA. Its product is annotated as olfactory receptor 51A4-like. Lineage: Eukaryota; Metazoa; Chordata; Mammalia; Pilosa; Megalonychidae. Gene Ontology annotation, biological process: G protein-coupled receptor signaling pathway. Bases 1 to 942 code for a protein of 313 amino acids. Gene Ontology annotation, cellular component: membrane. The record is from RefSeq and is a predicted model, not a curated record. The transcript has a single exon. Gene Ontology annotation, molecular function: olfactory receptor activity; G protein-coupled receptor activity.
AUGUCCAUCCUCAACACCUCUGAAGUGGAAAUCUCUUCCUUCUUCUUGAUUGGGAUUCCUGGGAUGAAGCCUGACCACAUUUGGAUUUCCAUCCCCAUAUGCCUCAUGUACUUUGUGGCCAUCCUGGGGAACUGCACUAUCCUCUUUUACAUCAGAACAGAGCCUUCUCUGCAUGAACCCAUGUACUGUUUUCUCUCCAUGCUUGCUCUUUCUGACCUAGGAUUAUCCCUCUCCUCUCUUCCUACCAUGCUGAGGAUUUUCUUGUUCAAUGCCCCAGAAAUUUCUCCUGAUGCCUGUAUUGCCCAAGAGUUCUUCAUUCAUAACUUGUCAGCUAUGGAAUCAUCUGUGCUUCUCAUUAUGUCCUUUGAUCGCUUUAUUGCCAUCUGCAACCCCCUAAGAUACACCUCUAUCCUUACCAAUGCCAGAAUCACCAAAUUAGGGCUUGUUUUUUCUCUCAAAAAUAUUUUGUUGAUCCUCCCUUUCCCUUUCACUCUAAAACAGCUAAGAUACUGUAAGAAGAAUCUCCUGUCCCACUCCUACUGCCUCCACCAGGAUGUCAUGAAGCUGGCCUGCUCUGACAACAGGGUCAAUGUCAUCUAUGGCUUAUUUGUGGCUCUUACAGGCAUCCUUGACUUAACAUUUAUUUUCAUGUCUUACAUGCUGAUACUGAAAACAGUACUGAGCAUAGCAACCCAGAGGGAAAGACUCAAGGUCCUCAGUACAUGUGUUUCCCACAUCUGUGCUGUGCUCAUCUUCUAUGUCCCCAUUAUCUCCCUAGCUGUCAUCUACAGGUUUGCAAAACACAGUUCCUCAAUCCUUAGAAUCCUCAUGGCAGAUGUUUUCCUGCUGGUGCCUCCACUGAUGAACCCCAUUGUAUACUGUGUGAAAAGCCAGCAGAUAAGAAGUCUGGUCCUAGGGAAGCUAUGUCAGAAGCAAAGAUGA